This is a messenger RNA of Aaosphaeria arxii CBS 175.79, 372 nucleotides long. RefSeq lists its product as uncharacterized. The record is from RefSeq and is a predicted model, not a curated record. The annotation marks the transcript as partial. NCBI's taxonomy places the organism in Eukaryota, Fungi, Ascomycota, Dothideomycetes, Pleosporales. The transcript is spliced from 3 exons.
GCAGUCACUUGCCUCAAGGUGGGCUCCACAGCAACAGCAACAUGGACGAAUUCUGCCGGAAAAACAUGUCGUUGGACCGGCACGGUGGGAAGUAAUUUUGGUACCAACAGCGUCAAUGGCGGAGACUACAGUUGUAACGGCCGCUGCGGUGCCGGAUGCUCAGGAUCGGCGGUGGGUAAUGCGUAUACGCAGGACUGCUUCUCGCAUGAUAUCUGCUCGUGGUUCAAUAAUGCCAGUGGCGGAGCGAGUGAUGCAAAUUGUGGCGCCGCAUACAACGCUGCUGUUGAUGAUACACUGCUUGGAAGUGUGAAUGGGUGUGGGCAGACGAAUCCGAGCAAUGCGGCAGCAAGGCCUGGGAACAGUCCAGUGUGC